Molecule: messenger RNA, 1007 nt
Organism: Synchiropus splendidus (mandarinfish)
Lineage: Eukaryota; Metazoa; Chordata; Actinopteri; Syngnathiformes; Callionymidae
Product: histone H3.3A
Exons: 4
Coding region: 157-567 (136 amino acids)
Cellular component (GO): nucleosome
Molecular function (GO): protein heterodimerization activity; structural constituent of chromatin; DNA binding
Source: RefSeq, a predicted model, not a curated record
GACCAAUCAGCGAGGAAGGUUUACACUAACGUGACGUCAUAUAUUGUAUAAAUACUAAGCCUCAACCCCUUCCUCGACAUUCAUAGUUUCUGUUGACGCGGAGCGCCUUGCCGACUACGUCAUCUGCCGGACUCAACGCAUUAAAGUUGAAUCGAAAUGGCUCGUACCAAGCAGACCGCCCGUAAAUCCACUGGAGGAAAGGCGCCAAGAAAGCAGCUUGCUACCAAGGCAGCCAGGAAGAGCGCGCCGUCCACUGGCGGAGUGAAGAAGCCUCAUCGUUACAGGCCAGGAACUGUGGCUCUGAGAGAGAUCCGUCGCUACCAGAAGUCCACAGAGUUGCUGAUCCGAAAGCUGCCCUUCCAGCGCCUGGUCAGGGAGAUUGCCCAGGACUUCAAGACUGACCUGCGUUUCCAGAGUGCUGCCAUUGGUGCUCUUCAGGAGGCCAGCGAGGCUUACCUGGUGGGUCUGUUUGAGGACACCAACCUGUGCGCCAUCCACGCCAAACGCGUCACCAUCAUGCCCAAGGACAUCCAGCUGGCUCGCAGGAUAAGAGGCGAGAGGGCCUAAGCAUCGAGCCGACGACACACGAUCCUAUUUAUCGUACAUAACCAUUUUUGUGGACAUUUUUGUUUCCUGGGUAUUUUUUAUUUUUUGUAUUGUAUUUUAGAUAAACAAUACAUCGACCAUUCCACAAGCCCGAGUAGUGUAGUAGAAUUCCAUAAUGGGUCGUACUACAUAAUGUGUUUGGUAGUGGGGUCUCUUGAAGUUUUAAAACAGGGCGAUUGAUGACAUCAAUUUUGAUCACCAUUUCCACAAAAUGCCAGCAUGUUUUUGCUUAACGCCUCUCAACACCGAGGAGUUCUACAGUUUCUCAUCUGGAUAAAAGUACAGACCAAAUUUUUCUGGACUGUGCUUGGUGUUUUUGCAACAAAUCUUGGCAGCUACAAUGAAUAUUUAUGAAAACUGUUGUCACAUGUCUUUCUAUUAAAGGCCUUUAUGAGUAGAGA